GGAAAAUGAGAUCAAAGAUGAAGUGGACUCAGGAAGAAGAUGACUUGUUGAUUCAACUUAAAGAGCAAAAUCCAGAUGCACCCAUGAGCAACUUCAAAAAGUAUUUUAAAAGGAGAAGUGUUGGUACAAUGUAUAACAGAUGGAACAUAAUAAACCCAUCAUUCUCUAAAGGAGAGUGGGAUCAAUCCGAAAAAGUUCAGCUCUUUAACACAAUGUUUGAUGUUAUAUCUGCCAAUAUCGAGACCAUUUCUCAAUCUCUGGAUAUCCAGAGACACAAAAAAGAUAUUUACAAGCAAGUUUACAAAGUCAAGGAGAUUGCAGCCGCUGGAUAUCUAGGAACAGAUUACGAAGUCAAAAUGGACGGAAUUAAGCCUGAGAGAAGGAGGCAAACCAAAUCAAGGGUCAAAAUGAAAAAUGAACAGCUAAAGUUUGAAGAUACUUAUAGUGCAAUAGAAGAUAUUAAAAAUUUUGAGAGAAAUAAAUAACAGUAUGGGUGUUAAAGAAGAACUAAAGAAUGAAAUUUUACAUUUUAACAAAGUAGAUGUAAUGAAAUCUUGAAACGAUGUUCCCCCAGGUUUAUCACGGAAAGAAUUUCUUGCUAGAAUUAACUCUCUCCCUUCAGCAGAAAAUGAAGAAUGGACGCCUCAAGAAGACCAAAACCUUCUUCAACUCUACCAGAGUCUCGGGUCUAAUUGGGAUAGAAUUUCCUUGCUGACAGAUGCAAAGAACAAAAACCAGAUCAAAGAGCGUUUCUGUAGCUUACUUCGCUGGGGAGCCUAUCACUUCGAUCAGCAUAUUCUCCCUGGGUCUCCUUUAGAAUCAAGAGCUGUUGAUAUUUCAGAUUGAGUCAAGAUCCUGCUCAAAGAACUUAUGGGGCCUAAAAAAUCCAAGGUACUUCCAACUAAUAUCUCAGAUUCGGAUGACAGCAAUAACUCAGAGUUUAGCUACUAACUUCAAAAUCUCACUAAAGUUUUAAUAAUUUGCUAAUAUACUUCUGAACUUAUUUCUUUUUU
Messenger RNA from Moneuplotes crassus, 1013 nucleotides. The record is from the annotation of a GenBank genome assembly. NCBI's taxonomy places the organism in Eukaryota, Ciliophora, Spirotrichea, Euplotida, Euplotidae.